GGAAGGAAGCGAACAAGACAGAGCGCAUCUGAAAGAGUAACUGUAUUACAAUAGAAGCCGGUGUUUUUCAGAAACUCAAUGUUUUGCCCGUUGAUGAUGGAUCCCAGGACUGGCUGGAUUCAACCGGAGCAAAAGGGUCCAGCUUACGAGACAUGGAAAGCCGUUUUGGAAGAUGUCACUUCACCAACGAUGGUCGACAAUCACCGUAGCAAAGAAUACAUCCCUUUGAAUCGGAAGAAUACUUUUAAUGAAGAAGUGGAAAGCACAAAAUUGAACAAUCUCAUAAAUUCCGACAAGAAUCAUGUUAGUAAGAAGAAAAGAGUCGAGAAUCAAACCCCUUGGCGGUCCAAGGAUAAAAAUUAUCCAGACGGGCUGGUGGGGCUUCAUGAGGAAAUCUUGGACUUCUACAAUUUUAUGAAACCCCGAACGGCCGAACAUACAAUGCGACAAGAAGUGAUAGCAAGGGUUCAAGAAGUCAUCAGACGGCUAUGGCCCACUGCUGAAGUGGAAGUGUAUGGAAGUUUUCGGACGGGGCUUUAUUUACCAACCAGCGACAUCGAUAUUGUUGUGUUUGGAAAUUGGGAGAGACUGCCAUUAUGGACGCUAGAGCAAGCACUCACGGCAAAUAAGAUCGCCGAGGCUUCAUCUAUCAAAGUCCUGGACAAGGCAUCGGUUCCAAUAAUCAAACUGACUGAUCAAAAAACCAAUGUGAAAGUGGACAUAAGCUUUAAUGUUCCAGCUGGACUGAAGGCUGCUGAAUUUGUAAAGGACCAAAUAGAAAUCUUUCCUUGUUUGCCACCCUUGGUGUUAGUUUUGAAACAGUUCCUGCUGCAGCGAGAACUGAAUGAGGUGUUCACAGGUGGUAUGAGUUCAUACAGUCUUAUUCUGAUGGCAAUCAGCUUUCUGCAGAAUCACAUACGAAAUGAUGGUAGAACGCAGAAAAGCAAUCUUGGGGUUCUUCUGAUUGAGUUCUUCGAACUUUAUGGACGUAAUUUGAACUACACUAAUGUGGGAAUCCGAGUGAAAGAUGGUGGAUCUUAUUUUAGCAAGCAGGAGGUUUUGCACAGCAUGGAUGAUGUUUUCAAUCAGUCAUGUGCAUUAUUGUGCAUUGAAGAUCCCUUCACGCCAGGUAACUACAUAGGAAAGAGCUCUUAUAAAUUCAUGGAUGUGAAACAAGCAUUUGAAUUUGCCUAUCAUGUUCUAAGCAAACAGGUUCUGAAAGACCUUUCUCGUUCACCUGAUCGAAAUUUUGAGAGGCCUGAAGUGGAAGAAGCUGGCUAUCUCAGCCGCAUUGUGCUGGUAACAGAUGACGUUGUUGAAUAUCGAGAUUGGGUUGCCAGAAACUGGCCAUCAUUCAGUGGUCCAUUUAUAGCUCAAGCAAGCCAGUCACCUCCAACAUAUGCCAGUAUAGCAAACAGACAUGUUCAACCGGAGACCCCAGACAUUACAUCGCUGGAUGUCAUUAACAAAAGUGCUACAUGGCCUCUGGAAAGGUCUCAGUUAAAUGUUGUUACUUUGAUGUCAGCAAACGAAAUGGUGACUGUUAAAGAGCAAGAGCCUUUGGUCAGGCACACAAGUGCUGACAGCCUCUUUACUCUUGCCAGUGGAACUGAAAUGAAAGUGAGUGCAAACUCAGUUUGGUCUGCGACUUCUGUUCGGAAAUUGGCAGAUUCACUCGCACAAGACAAUAAAGCCAAGAACAGAAUGAGUACUGAAACAAGAACUGCUUAUAAUUUAAGACAUAUAAAACCUCCUUUGACUGCAAGACCUUCAUCUGUCAGCACUAGCUCCUCAUCACCAGUGACUUCUUAUUCAGGGGCAAUAAAACAGUCCUUAACAUCAUCAUUGAAACAGGCAGUAGGAACUACAGCAAAGGCCUCUGUGGUUGAAUCUUCCUCAAAGUUGAAAGCUGUGGCAGUUGUGGGACCUAUAAGUAGUGGCUCUCCAAAAAAGGCUGAAGAGCAGAAGACUUGUGCAUCAAAUAAUAAUAAUGCUGUGGUUAGUUCACCAAAGCUGGACUGCGUGACCACUAGCCAGCUCAGCAAAGACAAUGGUAUGGGAAAACAAAGCUCUCCCACAAUUGUUUUAAUCAGUAAAAAGAACAAUGACAACAGUAACCAAAACAAUAACAACAACAACAACAACAAUAACCACCAUGGCAAAAGCUUCGCAAACAGUGGUUCAAAGAGUUCAUCUAAACAGAAACGUGGGAAAUCACCCAAGAGUAAAAAGGGUAGGAGUUAAUAACGAGGUGGAAGAGAGGAAACAUGCUCCCCUUUCACUUCUUUAGCAGUGGCAGUGAUUCAAUCAUAUUUAAACUAUAACAUGAAAUUCAUGAAAUUAGAAUGUGGGAAAUAUUUCAAUACUCUUUAGGGGGACAUUGCAACAGAGAAAUGAUUGCAAAAAAAAAAUCUAAUCUAUAGUUUUUGAAAGACCAAAAAAAUAUUAUGCACUAUAGUAUUUUUUAAGUAACUAAACAAAACAAAAAACUUAAAUUUAUACGAAGAUACUUUCGUUCAAAUCUUGGCUUAUUCUCCUCUUUUAAGGGCCUUCAGAAUAAUUUAUGUUUUAACAGUUUCAAAGUAAUGAAUUUACAAAUAAAAAUUCUGACUUCCAAAAGUUUGUAUCUGGGAAAGAAGAAGAAUAUUUAAGUUAGGAAAGCAAAUGUAUAUAAAUGAAUCUGUAAUGCUUCUUUGUUUUUGUCUUCAAUCAUUAUCAUACCACUGAAAAAGUCACAGUUUAUUAUAUGUAGGUAUCAUGUACAUGUAUAUUAUUGCCUGUCAAUAAUACUCUGAUUGUGACUGUCACUCAUACAUAUCAAGUGCUAGUUCAUCUUUUGUGUUAAACAUAUCAUCCCUGACAAGAAUUAAUGUGCUUUUUGAUAUAUUGGAAAUCAAAAUAAUACGAGAAUAUUUAUUUGAAUUAUUUAGGUUUCCCUUUAUUCUUAAAUUUUUACAUUGCCUGGGGGUUAAUGCUAAUUUUGUGUCAUACUGGUGGUGGAAAAUGGAAUAUUGGUUUUAAUAAUUGUCUGUUGAUCUUAGCUGGCUGGCUUCUUAGAAUCAUCAUGAGAAAGGAGUGAACUUAUUGACAAUGGAGUUUCCUCAUAGAAAGAUUUAAGCCAAAUUCAAGAAAUAGUCGUGGAAUUCAUCAUCACAAAAAUCAUGGGAAAGAAACUAUUAUAAUAAUUUUUCAAAACGUGGGCAUUAAGGAUGAGUUAUAAUGUUUAACUUAUUAGGAUGAGUUAUAAAAGCAAAUGGUCCCAAAAUUUUUAAAAAAAGAAAAAAACAUUUGGAGUUAUAGUUAGAAAUAGGAGUAAGUGGGGGGGGGGUAGGAUGGGAGUAGUGUGGGUGAAUGAGUGGGGACCGACCUUCAAAAAGUGCAAGGGGGAAAUUUGUGAGAGCCAGAAGCAGGUGAGAACUACUAAAAUGAAAACAAACAACUGCAUCAUGAUUAUUAGUCUGCACUGUUUAGGGAUGAGAAUCAAAGGUGCAGAAAGGGGAAGGCUAAUAGCCCCCACACCUGCUUCUGCUGCUUCCUCUGACAAAACCAGAUAACUAUGAGUGGGAGUUGGAUAUUUUUAUUAGUAGUGUGCAUGAGUAGUAAACAACACGAAGUAAGGUGAUUAAAUUUCAUAUAAUUUAUUCCUCUUUCCCU
This is a messenger RNA of Stylophora pistillata, 3654 nucleotides long. RefSeq lists its product as uncharacterized. Gene Ontology annotation, biological process: RNA 3'-end processing; polyadenylation-dependent ncRNA catabolic process. The record is from RefSeq and is a predicted model, not a curated record. Gene Ontology annotation, molecular function: poly(A) RNA polymerase activity; mRNA binding. Gene Ontology annotation, cellular component: nucleolus; TRAMP complex. NCBI's taxonomy places the organism in Eukaryota, Metazoa, Cnidaria, Anthozoa, Scleractinia, Pocilloporidae.